Hymenoscyphus albidus is the source of this 6090-nucleotide messenger RNA. NCBI's taxonomy places the organism in Eukaryota, Fungi, Ascomycota, Leotiomycetes, Helotiales, Helotiaceae. The record is from the annotation of a GenBank genome assembly.
CGCAGGAGAAAUCGGUGGUACGCAGCAGCAGCGGCAGCCCAGCCCAGCGCAGUGCUGUUUUGAUCACGAGUUUCUGUCGCCUCCAACUCUUCUCCUGGCCUUCACUGCAACGCGACCAUCCGCUGACGAUUGUGCCCGAUCGAAAACCCCUCCAACCGCCUGCGACUUUCAGGCGUUGGUGAAUUUCUCGAGGUUACGAAGGUUCACGUCACCUGCCUUUCCUUAAUAUCGCGGAUGUGGGUGCGAGAGCCAGGAACGCGCCGCCAUCAACCCCCUUAGCUACCGCCCUAGAGCGAUCGCGAGAAAAUAUUUAGCCCGUCAACAACACAACAAUACACAAGCGACCCUCCAGGUGCGACCGACUUCCAAAGUGUCUCCUUACACCAAGUCGUACUAUUCAGUGCCGAUACUUCCUCCCCGUCUACAUUCGCGACACAGGCCGACAUCCUCAUAUCCGUCCCGCCAAUCUAACUCGGCACUGGAAGAAACUCGUGUUCAAGUGAGGGGAGUCGGAGUAGGGCAGAGACGACGACACCUCUCGAGGUGUCCCAAUCCGAUAUCAACAUCAUGGCGACUUCAUUAGCGAUGGACCACCCGUCCUUAGCUUCGCAAGACACACCACAAGAUACACAGGACAUGGACCCAUUUUCAACAGGUUCUUCCGGCUCGAAUCACCAUCGAUUCUCCAAUUUCGACACCAAAUUGUUUGCCCUAAGCCCUGCCACAUCUCCGGAGCAAGCAAAACGCGCAUUGGAGGCCCAUCUCAAGGAAACGGAAAAGCGGAUCGAAAGUGCCUCCAAGCUCGGAAAUGACCUUGUGGAACAACGAAAGGCGCUGGAAGAGCGAUUGGUAGAGGUCCAAAAGCAACAAAGUGAAUCUGAAUUAUCACCAGAGCUGCGCCAAAAGUUGUCAGACAUCGAGAAGGAAUACAAUGAGGUGGGUCGCGAGAGCGCCAGGGCCUUUUUGCCAAAAUCGAGAGUCUCCAGCGCGGAAAUGGGUGGAUCGCCGUUUGCGAGUGACAAGGUAAUGAGCUUCUUGCCUCCAAUGUCUCAGAUUGGUACUAAUGUAUACAGCGAUCGUUGAGCCCUUCCAAAUUCGAGAGCCAAGCUACAAACUCCCCCUCCAAGCUUAGCGUACCUAGUCGCAAGCAACGAAAUACGCCAUCAAACCGUGUCCAUGACAUUGAAUUUGCCACGGAAAUCAGUACUUCCCUGUUAUCGCAAGUACGACAUCUCCAACAGUUGCUAUCCGAAAAGGAAGACGCCUUGAAGACGGUGACACUUGAAAAGUCCAAGUUGGAGGUGGAGGCAGAAGGCUUCAGUCAACGCCUAAGAAGUCUCGAUGAGAGCGAGAAUCGAUACAAGGACGAGAAUUGGAAUCUGGAAACGCAAAUCCACGAGUACAUGGCAGCUGCAAAGGAGGCCGCCGAACGGGAAAAGAAAUUGAAUCAAAGUCUAAACUUGGCCCACUCGGAGAAGAGUGCCGCCCAAAAGGAGCUGGACGAGAUCAAAUUAACCCACGCGAAGCUUACUGAGGAGCACCUGGCCACCGUAAAGCACCAUGACGUUGAAAUGGGUAGCGCCAAGCGAGCCAUAACAAUGGGCGAAAGUGAACGAGGUGCCCUACAACGGAGAAUUGAAGAAUUGGCAGGUCAAAAUACCGAACUCGCAAAAGCUUUUGCGCAUCAAAGAGGCAGGCAGGAAGAACUAGAGCCCGUUCGUCAAUUGAGCGAUGAAGAUUUUGCAACAGGUAACGAUAGUAAUACACCUGAACAUUCCCCACCACCUUCUCCUGUCAAGGGUACCCCGCGUCACAGCCUGUUGGAAUCGGAGACUCUCAAAAGCUCAUUACACCAUGCUCAUCGAAUGAUUCAACAAUUGAAGGGUAAUAUUCACAAGGAAAAGACAGAAAAGUUGGAGUUGAAGCGCAUGCUGCAAGAAGCUAGAGAUGAUUUGGACGCCAAGCGAAGCGAGGCUCGGUUGUCAACCGCAGUCAAGAGAAGCCGAAAGGUGGAAUCAAGGGAUUUCAAGAAGCCAGUAAGACCAGCUGCGUUGGGCGCAGCGAGAAACAGCAGAAGCGAUAUUCUUAUCUUGGAUGAUCCAAAUUGGGAGGACGAGACUGGUCAACCAAGCCCAACCAGAGGCAGAGCCCCCGCACACUCUGUUGCCGGUAUACCUUCAUCACUCCAAGAUAUUACCGAUACUUUCGAGACAGCAAACGAGACAAGUGAUGCUGCUUUUGAAACUGCAAAUGAGCGUGGUACAGAGACCGAGGACUUUCAAACUGGUCAAGAGGAUAUGAGCGGUACCGACGAGUUGACGGAGACUGAAGAACGACCCAAGUCUAGCAGCACUCGAUCGAACCCCCUCUCCCUCCACAAGCCAGGAACCCGACUUUCAUACCAGAGCACUGCCUCAACCUCUGCUGAUGAGGACGAUGAUUAUGAUGAAAUCAAGACGCCAACUGCUGAUAAAUACCCACGACUCAAAUCCAGAAGCAGCCGACUAAGUAGCAGACGUUCUAGAGCUGGCAGCGAGGACCCUUCUAUCCGAGGCAGUCCAGCAGCAAGCCUUGCAAACAGCAGCAGACAUGGCACGCCUUCAGCAGCCGGCCAGAGUUUGUUUGCCGAGUUAGGUGACAUGAGUGAUGAUGACUACUCAACAGUUGGAGGCCGCAGUGCGUUUGCUUCGCCAACUGGAACCCCAGGACCAUCUAGACCAUCGUCGAGACCUUCAACUGCCAAAAAUACACCGGCCCAUACUUCUUUUAUUCCUCCUGUUCCCAAAUUGCCAAUGGUCGAUUCUUCUAUGAUGACUGAGUCGUGGGAACCAGAGCCAGCGCCAUCAACACCAAAGGUUGAUUCCUCCAUGAUGACUGAGCCCGAGGAGACAAGACCACCCACGCCAAAUACUGCUGUCCCAAUACUGGAGGGUGCCGCUGCAGGAACCGUCGGCGGCUUGCUUGCAGGUGCUUCGAUGAGCGAAUUGAUGGACAAAAUGAGAGAGAACCGAUCAUCAACAGGAACACAGGUUGAAAUUGAAACUUCGGAUGCUGGAAGUCAAUGGCAUCGCGAGCUGCCUAAGGACGCAUCUCUGCAAACCGAGGGAACCUUCAGACCAGUCUCAGAUUAUAGCGACAUGAGUUCUCAAUAUGAUGAUCCCACAGGUAUGGAAGAGAAGCUAUCUAGCUUCCCAUCUCCGCCAGUUUCUCGGGCGGAUAGUCCGUUGGUCAGUCGAUCAGAAGUCAAGCCGGCUCCUGCGCCAUUGACAAUUUCUACAAUUCACUCUGAGCAUGUCGAGCCAAUAGAGCCUGUAGAAGUUGAACCCCCAGUCGCUGCUCCAGUCGUUGCUCCAAUUAUCCCCGAGGUGGCUCCUGCUCCUCCCACUCCGGUCAAGCAUGUGCCCGCUCCCUUGGUUUUCUCAUCACUUCAAUUCGUGGAUACGGAACCAAUUGAAGCUGUCUCACCACGAACCCCCAAGAGGAAUGCUGUUAUUAUUCCAAGAGAUGCGUCUGAUAAUGACAUCUCAUACAAGGCGCUAGAAACCAACGAUCGACCGGAGUCAUCAACACCCAAGGCUGUCGAGAAGAAUGAAAAACCAGAACCAUCAGCACCUAGAAGAAGCUUGCUUGGUUCUGUAUUUGGUUAUAAAUCAAAAACACCCACGGCCCCUAUCAUUGCCGAGGACGAGACUCGUCAAUCGCCAAGUGCUUCUCCGUCUGCAGAGACACCAGAGUCGCAGCGACCAUUCAAGGAAUUAUCCAGCAAUACUAAUGAAAUAUCGCCUAAGAAGGUUCACGUUGAGACAAAAGAUGAGAGCUGUCAGACCUCGCUAACUGCCACACAAAUUGACGAGAUGCUCCGACUGGAGAGAAAGACUUCAGUUAUCCUUCAGGAUGGUCCGAAAUCGCCCACUUCUCCAACUCGAGCUCUUCAAUCCGCUCUCAAAUCAAGAAAAUCACAGGAUAGCAUCGUUAGCUCAGGCCGACUUUACGAUGUCACUGGGGUUGCACCUAAGAGACCUACUAGUGCUACCAGCUCAAGACACGGGUCCAUCUCAAGCACCCACCCGCCACUUCCUGCCAACUCAAAGAAGGUUAUUGCUGCUGCUGCACAACGUACUGGCUCAUCUCAAGGUCCACCUGGAGUACUAGUCACAUGCUCUGGGCAAGCAAAUGAAUCGUCAGUUGGCUCCCCUGUUAUUGGUAGCAUGGGUCCUCCAUUUUUUCCUGCUUCGGCGACUCGCAAUGGUUCUAUGAGACCUCGUACCCCAAGCUCUCAACCGCCCAUGAGCCCAUCACUAAAAGAUGGUACAACACCACGACCAGUGCACUCGUCUGGUGGUCCGCAAUCACCUACUGGAACUGGUGCUAGAUCUCGCCGAUCAUCUGUAUCUUCAUUUGCAUCUGAACUCGAGACUCGAUUUAACAUUCGAGGAAUGCCAAUGCCUCAAGGUGUGGAUACCAAUACCGAUCCUAGAAUGAUAAAUGCCAUAACACAGACUAUGAUUGGCGAGUAUCUCUGGAAAUACACCCGCAAGGCUGGUCGUGGAGCCUUCUCAGAAAAUCGACACCGUCGUUACUUCUGGGUACACCCCUACACCAGAACUUUGUACUGGAGUGAUCGAGAUCCUUCAAGGGAAGCUGGUAGAGCCGAGUUGAAAGCAAAGAGUGUUCCUAUUGAAGCAGUAAGGGUUGUCACGGAUGAUAAUCCAAUGCCUCCUGGACUUCAUCGCAAGAGUUUGAUCAUCAUGACACCUGGCCGAGCUGUCAAGUUCACCGCAACAACUGGCCAGCGUCACGAGACUUGGUUCAACGCUUUAUCCUACCUACUUCUCAGAACUGGUGAGGAUGCGGUCAACGACACUCAUAACCUUGCCAAUGAUUCUUUGUCGAGAGACGAUAUCGCAGAAUUCAAUCCUGGAUUUGGCAACAGCGCUUCGCGUCAAGGCCCUGCCUCCCUUUCAUCGUACAAUAGCCGUACUACCCGUAACGAGUCUCAAUCUGGACGCACUUCUAGGAAUGCUGCAACCCACACGGGUGGUUCAAGACCAACCAUAGGGACUCUUUCCCGUUUGAGUGGUUACAUGGUUGGCAGCGCCAAAAGCCGACAGAGUCUCGGUAAUGGCACAAGUAUCUAUGAUGCUAGCGAGGUUCAUGACAGCGCUGAGGAUCUUCGAGAGAUGAUCGAGCAACAGGAUCGUGAGAGUGACAAAUUGGAGAACGUUAGAGCUUGCUGUGACGGUAUGUUAUCACUCCUCGAACAUGAAAUGUGUUUGCUAAUUUGGGAUCUAAAUAGGCAAACAUGAUGUUGGCCAUCUGCAUACUGGUUCACAGAAAGGCCGACAAUCUGGUCAAGCUCAAACACUUGGAGCUUCGACUUUAGGACUUAUUAGUGCACCAAGAGCCAAGAGCCGGACUAGUGUGAUGAGGAGGACGGAUUAAUUAAGUUUAUCUGUUGUUUAUUUUACUUGAGCUGGAGCGUUUUUGAGGUUCGUUCGUGGCGCGCGUUGUUGUUGUUUAUUACACAAUACCCAUAAUCUUUGGGAUUUCCUUGCUUGUUAAUCUUUUUUUUUUUACAAAAAAAACUUUUUUUGUUUUUUGCAAUUGCAACUGUAACUCACGAAGUUCAUGUCUCUCUCUCUCUCUCUCUCUUUCUUUUUUCUUGAUUUUCUUUCUUUUCGUUUUGAGGUGGAUUUUUUUCUUCGUUGUUGUUGGUUGGUUGGUUGCUAAUAGCGCUGAUCUACGGAGGGAUGUGCUUAAUCACUUCAUUUUUCUUUGAGGCUCGGGGAUUAGGGGGAGGUGGCGGGAUUUAUUGCGGUUGUUGUGGUGGUGGUUGUUUGUAGGACAUAGGACGGAAUGGAAUGGAAUGGAGUGGACGCGAAGUAAAACCACACGAUCGAGGGAACCCUCUUAGCUCUUAGUGGGACCCUGACUGAUCCGAGAUUAAUUUUUCCUUUUUUUUCACUACUUUUUUUGUGAUAUUGUAAAUACUGGUACUGGUAUGGUAUGGUAUAGUAGGUAGUUAACUCAAGCCUAAUUGACCUGCUUAGUUGUCCCCUUCCCUUCCUUCUCUCUUCUCUUCUUCUUUCC